Molecule: messenger RNA, 315 nt
Organism: Rhizopus microsporus ATCC 52813
Lineage: Eukaryota; Fungi; Mucoromycota; Mucoromycetes; Mucorales; Rhizopodaceae
Exons: 1
Coding region: 1-315 (104 amino acids)
Source: RefSeq, a predicted model, not a curated record
AUGAAGGGUGUACUUGCCAUGCAAGUGAUUGGACGCCGUGUUUUUUUCUACAUUGUCAUUCUUAUGUACGAAAUUGGACAGCUGUUGAUCCCUGCUACACUCUCCGAUCUUUCAUUAUAUGCGGGGCAAGUUGAUAUUAUCUUGAAUAUUGUUUCGGUGUACGAUAAUCUGUGUACUGCUUAUAUCGACGAUAAUCUCCCCACCACACUGCAUACCCGAAAGCGUAAAAUUAUGUCGUGUGAUGAUCAUGAUCACGUUGUCAGUGACAGCAGAAGUCGAAAACAACCAUCGAUCACCAUCCGUUCCCUUCAGUGA